GAGCGUAGUUUUUCUCUCAACGUCGUCCGGUUCGGUUGUUGUUGCGUGCGCGUCUUGGAUCUCUCGAACACUAACGACAUUUGGAUUUACCCACCAUCAGAGCCAAGCCAAAGCCAAAGGCCCCCAAGUGCUAGAGUCAGAGUGCAAGAGUCGCCAGAGCCAGAGCCAGAGUGCAACACGAGUGAAUCAGUAUAAACAGAGCCAGAACCAUCGCGGACAUCCAAGUUCUAGUCCCCAGUGCAACCCAAGAACGUCUUUCGGUCGUAUCCCCUUGAAACUGUCGCGCAGCGAGUAAAAUGCGACGUACAUAGAACGCAUCCAUCUCCGCAGUGCACCCCGUCACAAUAGAACCUUGCAUCCAGCCACAAAGCAAAGAGUCUGCGGCAGACAGAACGAACAGCGAAAGAGCUACAGGAAGAGAACGAGGUAGCAGCAGGACGCCGAGGAGCAUGGCCACCAACACAGAGCUUCUGCCCUUCCACCAUCAGACGACCAUUUCCCUGCAGACAGCGGCCGCCCUCACCAACUAUCAUGGCGGCGGGGGCAGCACAGCCGCAGCGGGUGGAGCCGCUCCCAGCGGAGCCAAUGGCGCCCCUGUCUGGGGCAUGGACGAACUCUACCCACAGACUGAGCUGCCCGGCCUCACACGCAGCGCCCACCACCUGCUGCGCUUCACGCCCUACGCCCUGCACCACCGCCCGCAGCUGCAGACCCUUCCGCCGGCGCUAUACCUGCAACACGCGGCCGCGGCAGCAGCCGCCGCAGCAGCAGCAGCGGCCCAUGCGCAGCACCACCAUCACCAUCAUCACCACCACCAGCACAGACCCGCCUCGCCGGAGAGCCCGCCCCCAGUGGAGGGCACGCACAUCAGCAACCUCUUCCCGGAACUGCUCGAGCAGAUCUUCGAGCACCUGCCGGUGCGGGAUCUGGGCCGUGCGGCCCAAGUGUGCAGCGCCUGGCGGGACGCGGCCUAUGCCAAGAGCGUGUGGAAGGGCGUGGAGGCCAAGCUGCACCUGAAGCGCUCCAGCCCCAGUCUAUUCAACUGUCUGGUGAGGCGCGGCAUCAAGAAGGUGCAGAUUCUCUCACUGCGCCGCUCGCUCAAGGAUCUGGUGCUGGGUGUGCCGGCGCUGACGUCGCUGAACCUCAGCGGAUGCUUCAACGUGGCGGACAUGAACCUGGGACACGCCUUCAACGUGGAUCUGCCCAACCUCAAGACGCUGGACCUCUCGCUCUGCAAACAGAUCACGGACACGAGUCUAGGCCGGAUCGCGCAGCAUCUGCGCAACCUUGAGAAUCUGGAGCUGGGCGGCUGCUGCAACAUCACCAACACCGGCCUCCUGCUGAUCGCGUGGGGCCUGAAGAAGUUGCGUCACCUGAAUCUGCGCUCCUGCUGGCACAUCAGUGACCAGGGCAUCGGUCACCUGGCGGGCUUCAGUCGCGAGACGGCCGAAGGCAACCUCCAGCUGGAGCACCUCGGCCUGCAGGACUGUCAGAGAUUAAGCGACGAGGCGCUGGGACACAUCGCGCAGGGCCUCACCUCCCUGAAGUCCAUCAACCUGAGCUUCUGCGUCAGCGUGACGGACAGCGGGUUGAAGCACCUGGCGCGCAUGCCCAAGCUGGAGCAGCUGAAUCUGCGCUCCUGCGACAACAUCUCGGACAUCGGGAUGGCCUACCUCACGGAGGGUGGCAGCGGCAUCAACUCCCUGGACGUGAGCUUCUGCGACAAGAUCAGCGAUCAGGCACUGACGCACAUCGCCCAGGGACUCUACCGCCUGCGCUCCCUCUCGCUCAACCAGUGCCAGAUCACGGACCAGGGCAUGGUGAAGAUUGCCAAGUCGCUGCAGGAGCUGGAGAACCUGAACAUCGGCCAGUGCAGCCGCAUCACGGACAAGGGCCUGCAGACGCUCGCCGAGGAUCUCACCAACCUCAAGACGAUCGAUCUCUACGGCUGCACGCAGCUGAGCUCCAAGGGCAUCGACAUCAUCAUGAAGCUGCCCAAGCUGCAGAAGCUCAACCUGGGCCUGUGGCUGGUCAGAUGAUGCGUCCACCAUGACUGCAAUGCCUGCGCGGAGGCGGAGGCAGCAGAAGCGGCAGCAUCGGCGCUCAAGAGAAGGAGCUCCACCACUAACAGCAAUCCCAACAGUACGAGUUCCAAUGCUACCAAUGCUGGUCCGGGCUAGACUUCUGGCGGAGAAGAGACACUCGUGGAGUGUGGAGGUGGUGGCCCUGAAGUGUGCGUGUGACUUUCAAUCCUACCUACCCAGCGGAUUGGAUUGCCGACUGCCGAUUGACCAUGCCCAUUUGCCCGUGUGUCCAGGACAGCGUCGAGAAGUUGCAUGUCGUCUGGCUGUGGCACGUAAUUACAUGGGGAGAGGGGAAUGGAAUGGUAAGGGCAGGGCGGGAAGUCAACUUCGGGGCAGACAAGAUACACUGAAAACUCAUAGCUUUCGUUUGCCAUACCACACGCUGUACUAAAUUUUUUCGUACGAAUCGUGUAGAAGCGGAGAGACGUGGAGAGGUGGAGUAGAGUGUCAGAAAGAGACGUAGAAACAGGCGGAGGCAGAAACAACAACAAAAAGCAAACAAUGAAACACAUACACGAACACAUACACUGCGACAUAGCAAGAGCGAAAGAGUGGGAAGCGAGGUGGGGCGACGGCGGCGUCAUGGAGCUUGCUCUGUGUUGUUGUGCCGCUGGUUCCUAAGGGGGAUAGAGCGGUGGGACGGGGCCCCCACUGGCGUCGGCUUACACGCACGCAGCGAUAAAAAAAAGGAAAAAAACAGAAACAGAAACGAGAGAAAAAA
This is a messenger RNA of Drosophila subobscura, 2805 nucleotides long. It is a transcript of the gene Ppa, whose product is annotated as F-box/LRR-repeat protein 14. Gene Ontology annotation, molecular function: protein binding. Lineage: Eukaryota; Metazoa; Arthropoda; Insecta; Diptera; Drosophilidae. The transcript has a single exon. Gene Ontology annotation, cellular component: SCF ubiquitin ligase complex. Gene Ontology annotation, biological process: SCF-dependent proteasomal ubiquitin-dependent protein catabolic process. The coding region runs from base 450 to 2039 and encodes 529 amino acids. The record is from RefSeq and is a predicted model, not a curated record.